GAGGGGAGGGGAGAGGAGAGAGAGAGGGAGCUUGUGUGCGGCGCCUGAGUGACAGCUCCUGUGCAGUGGCGGACAGUGCAGGCGGCAGGGAGCUCUGCAGAGCUCGGCGACAGCCGCUGCAGGACCGUCUCUCUCUCUGCAACUCCCCGGGGCACGGGUCGGCGGAGAGUCCCGUUGGAUAGGAAGGGUCCGAGCCACCUUAAAGAGACUUUGAGGGGGAAGUGGUGGGUUGGAGGGGUCCCUGGCUGAUGUCUCGCUGCAGGAGUACGGUGGCUGCGGUUACCAUGAACGCUCCCGGACCCGGGCAGGGUUAACCGAGCUCGCCAGCCCAGCCAGGGGCAGGGGGUGGAGAGGCUGCCGGACCCCCAGGAGUGGGGAGGUGGGGCGGGGGUCAGGUCCCGCUUCCCCGGGACCCCCCCCCACUGAUGCUGCCUCGGACGGUCCGUCACAUCCUGGACGGGGUGAAGCUGGAACUGUCGGGAGACCCCGAUGUGGUGCUCAGCGGUUACAGGGCGAGGGACCCGGACCGGGAGCCGCCGCCGUCUCCACAGUGCCUGAGCGAGGAGACGGUGGAUGGAGCUGUGUACUCAGUGACGCAGAAACAAAUCCAACUCCAGCAAGCAGCGAGCAAAGGCCAACAGUGGCUGGGGGUGGGGAACGAGGUGGUCGGGACCACCUGCGAGACGGUGAGGACUCGCUCCAUCAAGGCGGGCCGGCUGGAGAAGAUCGUGCAACACCUGCUGGAGGCCAUCGACUGCGGCGACUCGUCCUACCUCUCUGCCUUCCUCGCCACCUACCGCGCCUUCACCAACACCCAGGAGGUGCUCGGGAUCCUGCUCGACAGGUUGGAAUACUUAAAGACAGAAACAGCGAAAACCUCGGAUUGCUGCUCAGUGAAGAGUUGGGACCACUUCCGGCUUAUUGCCACCUCUGUCUUUUCCACCUGGAUGGAACAAUAUUCCGAAGACUUCCAGAGCCUGGAUAAUGCUUGCCUGAAGCGUCUGGUGCGUUACAUAAGGAAGGAGUCCCGGGGCACGGAGCUGGAGCGCCGGGCAGAAGAAAUCCUAGCGCAGAACGAGAAGUUAUCCAGCAGCGAUGGUCAAACACUACCGAACAGUAACCAGACGGAGGAGAACAAGAGGCAGCCCACGCACAGAUCGGAACCGACUGACAUCCUCACCUUCAUGGCGGACAUGGCAGCGGCCCAGCUCACGAUGAUGGACGCGGAGCUCUUCAUGAAAGUGGUACCAUACCACUGCCUGGGGUCCAUCUGGUCACAACGGGACAAGAAGGGGAAGGAAAACCUGGCCCCUACCAUCUGGGCGACCGUCCGGCAGUUCAACAAGCUCACCAACUGCGUCAUCAGCUCCUGCCUCAGCAACACCAAGCUGCGGCCGCAACAACGGGCGCGCAUCCUGGAGAAGUGGGUGCUGGUGGCCGAGGAAUGCCGGGCUCUGAAGAAUUUCUCCUCACUCUACGCCAUCAUCUCCGCCCUCCAGUCCAACCCCGUGCACCGGCUGAAGAAAACCUGGGAAGAAAUUCCCAGAGAAAUUCUCCGGAGAUACGAGGACCUCGCGGAGAUCUUUUCAGAGAAGAAUAAUUAUUCCCAAAGCCGGGAGCUGUUGAUUAAAGAAGGAACUUCAAAGUUUGCCACACCAGACAAGAAACAUAUCAAAAAACCAAAGGACCACAAACUUCCUAACGUAGUCCAGGGCACGGUGCCCUACCUCGGGACCUUUCUGACGGACCUGGUUAUGUUGGACACCGCGGUGAAGGACUACGUCGAGGAUGGACUGAUUAACUUUGACAAGAGGAGGAAGGAGUUUGAAAUCAUCGCCCAGAUUAAGCUGCUUCAGAAAGCCUGCAAGAACUACAGCUUUGAGAAGGAGCCCGAGUUUCUGAACUGGUUCUAUGGCCUGGAGACUCUCAGUGAGGCCGAGAGUUACAAGUUGUCGUGUGAACUUGAACCACUGGAGUUGGCUAGCCCACCGUCGAAGCCUCGACCUACCCUGGUCAUCACCCCCUGCAACGACUCUCCACCCAGCCAGAACAGUCCGACCGUACUCUCCGGGGGUCUCCCACCCUGGGAUGGACCCGUCUCACCUCCCCUGGAGCCGGGCUGCACCUCCGACACGCCAGGAUCCAAGGAGCACUCCCUGAAGCCCAUUAACGCCCUUCUCUGCAAGGUUGCCUGGCACCCAAAGUUCCCCUCUGUCUCCUCCUUGGACUCGGCCGGGAUCGAGCCCAGUCCCGCCUGCCCCCCUUCCCCCUCUGCCCUCUCCCCCGCCGCUGCCUUCGCAAAGGGGCACCGGCGCUCAGCGUCCUGCGGGGCCACCUACGCCUCGUCCUCCGUGCCCGUGGGCUCGCCACAGUCCGACUGCCGCAUCGUCCGCGUGCGCCUGGACGUCGCCAACGGAAACGUCUACAAGAGCAUCCUGGUAUCCAGUCAGGACAAGACCCCCGCGGUGGUCGGGAAAGCUCUGGAGAAACACAACCAGGACCCUCACGCAGCGCAGUCUUAUGAGUUGGUGCAGAUCAUAUCGGAGGAGAAAGAGUUCACCAUCCCUCACAACGCCAAUGUGUUCUACGCCAUGACCUCGGCCAGCAGCGAGUUCCUCCUCCGGAGGAAAGACCACCCUUCUCCGAAGCCCAGGUCCGAGCACGGCUCGCCGUUCCCAAAGAUCCGCUCCAAGGGCAUGAAGAUCGCCAAGGCCCUGUUCUAGAGGGGGGCUCGGUUCUCGGAACUGACUGGUCCGGUGUUCCCGGGGGACGCUGGGCGGCUGUUGAGACCGCAUAGGAAGGAAUGAGCACCGAACCCAGGCUGCCUUCCAGAACAGAAGCGCCAGAGGCGUCUGUCCGCUCGCUGCGCGACGUCUUCCGGGCAAGGAGAGCUUCUGCGUCCAGGACCUUUGCCCUUUCACCCUUCCAACCCUUGCUCAAGGGGGCUGAACCGCGUCUGGCGCCAUUCCCUGGAGGUACCUAUGAAGGUAGAACGCAAGACACAUGCAGACCUGGGUGAAAACGUCCAGCAAUCUGAUCCCCUCGGACAAGCGCCCUUCAAGACGUUUGCCACUUACCAGUGUCGCGGGCACAGAGCGACUCUUGGAGACAGGAAAUGCCAAGGCGUUGGUGAUCAGAAGGAAGGUCUGAGGUGCCCACUCACUGGGGGACAAGGUCAAAGAACUUCUAGCUUAAGGACGCUUGUUCUGUGACAGCAUCGAGUGGGCAGCUCUUGUGGAAGUCCUGUCCUGUAGCCCGGUUCUGCAGGCCAGUCGUAAGGUCUCCAGUCGCGGUUUCGGUACUCCGCGAAGACCUGCCUGCUGGAGAAACCUAUCGGAGGGCGAGGGCCGGCUGGGCAGGGAACGAAAGACCAAAAAGAAACCCUGCAGAUGCCAGAAGUUGGACCCAAAAACAGAAAGUGCCGGAAACACUCAGCAGGUCAGGCAGCGUCUGUGGAGAGAGAAGCAGAGUUGGUGUUUCAGGUCAGAGGUGGAAACACUCAGCAGGUCAGGCAGCAUCUGUGGAGAGAUAAUAGUGUUAACGUUUCAGUUCGAAGACCCUUCAUUGAACUACCGAAGGGUCCCGGACCUGCUUCUCUCUCCACAGACACUGCCGAGUGUUUCCAGCAUUCCCUGGUUUUUGGUGUCGGAUAAUUCACUACAGUAUCAUUCCCAUUGCUUGGUGCCUUUGCUGGCCAACCCCACGGGAUUAUUGCAAGCCCGGUGGAUAAUUCCCAGUCCGCCUCCCCGGAGGCCUGCCCCUGUGCUCCCCACUACAACUGAUUUCCUGCUCUCUACCACUUCCUUGAUUGCUCCUGACCUGAACCUCUUUCCCCCAGAACGUCAUUCCCAAUUCUUGGAUUCCAGAGGCAGCUGCUGCACUGGGGGCUGACAGCGGGACUCUUACAAAGAGUUGGGGGUGGGGUGGGUUGUCUACGAACUGACAGGGAAGGAUGGUCUCCCAAGACGGGCUUCACACAAGGCCACCACCUUCCUGCAACCCCUCGCUCGAGCUGACCAGAUGAAUGUCUCUGAGCUGAGACCAGAAGUGCCUUCCCGUCCACCUCCCCCUUGCCACUGCUCAACCCACCGCCCCUCCCUCAGUGCGGAAACCCUCCGACGCUCCGCGGACUCUACCCAAAGCGACGUGAAGACCACUACGGGAGUGCCGUCUUGUCGAGGGAAGGAAGAUCUCCGUCAGAAGGUGACGAUUAUCACUACACACACAUUUGGGGCCCUUUACCCAAAGCAGGCCCCUAUAACACUAAUGUAAAAGGCACCGUGCCAACUGAGAAAAUGUCAGCAAGGAUUAUGUUGCUUUGAUGUUAAUUAUUUAUGCUUUGGAUGUAUGGUCCAUCCCAUAGGGAGCAAUAUGUUGGAAAACAGUGGAAAAUCAGUCUAGACGAUGCAAUCGACUUUGUGCUUUGAUCAUUGUCUAAAUUCCAGCUGCUUUGGUGUUCCUGAACUUCUUGUAGACCCAUCCAAAGAAAAUCCAAGCGGCAGAGGUUAUGUCGUGUGGAGAGUAAGAUGGCUCCGUGGUUUAGUCAUCCAGAAGGUUGAGUUCGAAUCUCCACUCAGAGAGACUUGGAACUGACUAGCCAGUGUCAGUAAAAACCCUGAUACAUUUGGAGUUGGUUCGCCAAUAUCCCUCGAGAGAACUACCUCUGGGCUGUUCAUCAAAUGUCAGUCACACCCACGGUGGCGCAGCGGGUAGAGCCGUUGCCUCACAGCACCAGAGACCCGGGUUCGAUCCUGACCUCCGGCGCUGGCUGUGUGUGUGUGGAGUUUGCACAUUCCCCCUGUGACCCCAUGGGUUUGCCCCGGGUGCUCCAAUUUCCUCCCACGUCCCAACGAGGUGCUGAUUAGUAGGUGAAUUGUUCCCUGUGGAUAGUGUGUAGGUGAGGGGUAGAAUCAAGGGGAGAGUUAAUGAGAAUGUAGGGAGAGGAAGAAAGAAUUAGUGCAGCUGGGUGCUUGCAUGCAUUUGAUGGGCCGAAGGGCCUGUUUCCAUGCUGUACAGCUCUAAGGCACCCUGACGUUGACUGGGGACCACUCACCAGUGCCCAAGGCCAGUAUUCCCAAAGAGAAAAAAACUUUCCAACAAGAUUGUGUGCAGUUCUGGUCACCUACCUCCAGGAAAGAUAUAAAUAAGCUUGAAAGAGGGCAGAGAAAAUUUACACGGAUGUUGCCGGGACUUGAGGACCUGAGUUACAGGGAAAGGUUGAAAAGGUUAGGACUUUAUUCCCUGGAGCACGGGAGAAUGAGGGGGGAUCUUAUAGAGGUAUACAAAGUUAUGAGGGGAAUGUAUGCAGGCUUUUUCCCCUAAGGUUGGGUGAGUCUAGAACCAGAGGACAUAGAUUUAGGGUGGAAGGUGAAAUAUUUAAGGGGAAUCUGAGGGGAAACUUCUUCACUCAAGGGCGGUCCGAGUGUGGAAUGAGCUGCCAGCGGAAGUGGUGGAUGGGGGUUCGAUUAUAACAUAUAAGAGAGGUUUGGAUAGGUAUGUGGAUGGGAGGGGUUUGGAGGGAUGUGGUCCGGGUGCAGGUAGAUGGGACCAGGCAGAAGAUCUGUUUGGCAUGGGACUAGAUGGGCCAAAGAGCCUGCUUCUGUCCUGUAUGAUUCCCACAACGUGAGCCCCGUCACUGCGGAUCACUUUAACCUCGGCCACCUGUCAGGAAGUUGGCCCCGCCACGUUCCCCUCCGGAUUAAACUCCCAGCCUCAACUCCCAACACCUGCGGCUGCAGUGGCCACCUCCAGGUUCAACCGCUCCACCAAGCCCGCAGCUCACCAACCCCCUCCCCCAAACCUCUCCCCCCCCACCCCCGCCCCCGCACACCUGCAUGUAAAAGCGGGAAUAAAGCUGGAAACGCUCGGCAGGCCAGGUAGCAUCCAUGGAGGGAGGAACGGGGUUAACACUUCUGGACAAAGACCCUUCGUCACAACAGGGAAAGGGAGAAAAUAGGAUGGUUUUAGGCAGGAGAGGGUGAGGGACGAAGGGUGUGGAUGGGGUAGCCUGCUUUCCUAUCAGAGGUAGAUAAAACUAGAGGACAUAGGUUUAGGGGGACGAGAUGCAGAGGGGAUCUGAGGGGGACCUUUCUCACCCAGCGAGCGGUGAGUACCUGGAACACACUGCCGGAGGGAGUGGUGGAAGCAGCGCACUGAAGAAGUGUCUAGACGGGCACUUCAAUCGCCCAGGGAUAGAAGGCAAUGGGCUGAGUGAUGGGAGAUGGGAUUUCUAUCGGUCAGCAUGGACGUGUUGAGCCGAAUGGCCUGCCUCCGUGCUGUAUGACUCUAAGACUCAGUGACCUCUGUUAGGGUGAGUCCAUGAUUGCAGAGGUGAUAAACCGUCGCUGAAGCCAUCUGGUUGAUAGGUUACUGAGGACUACUCUUUGACCAAGUUUUUGGCUAAACCCGAUUUCACCCGAUGUGGCUUAGUGUUAAAUUUUGGUUGACCACACUGCUGUGAGACGUUUCAGUGACAAAGGCACAGUAUACAUGUCAUCCCGAAUACAUUUAAAAUCUGUCCCACCACACCGGUUUUGUAACCUGAGGUUAUUUCGACGUGACUUGUGCUGGGAGAACUGACUGUGGGACUGGAUGUCUUAGUUGUGGAGUUAGGAGCAGGGUUAGAACAUCUCUGGAAAGUGUACAAGAUACAUACAGGUUGAAACUCUCGAAUCCGGCACCCUUGGGGCCUGACCGGUGUUGCACCACAAAAAAUGCCCCCAGUCAUCUUCCUCUGACUGGGAGAACUGUUCUUACUAAGUACAGAUACUUAGUCCUGUAGAUACUUAGACCGGGUUCCAAGAACGGUCCGUAUCCCGAAAUUUCCGUCAGUUGGAAACGCUGUUGGCUGGGAUUUCAGGAGUAGCACGGUGGGUUAAUUAGUGACAGAUUAGUUCAGAUCUUCGUUAAUGGUCAAUCUUAGUAAGACGGUAGUUGGAACUCGUUAAUUAGUAGAGAUCUGAACGACAAACUUGAAACGUGCCGGACCAUGGGAAUUGCUCUCCUGUGGAAUACCGGACUGGAGAAUUUCAUCCUGUAUUUCUGUAACCCUCCCCACUUCCGCACCUCAGGAUACGCCGAGGAGUUUUACACCCAGUGAAGUCCUGGUGGAGGAAACACUAUCCGUGCUCAGCAAGAUCCCAUGACAGCAGCGGGCUAAUGACCAGAGGGGUAAAUGUUGUCUGUGUCACUGGGGAGGGGGUCGAUAUCCCCUGCAACCCACCCCCUCCCACCCCCUCCCACCCCCGAAAUCGUUCGGUGUGGUCUUGCACGUCCCACUUGAAUGUCUCACUGAGGGAUAGUCUCUGUGACAGUGUUGUAUUCUCUCAGUACAGAGAACAUACAUAGGACAUACAUAGAACAGUACAGCCCUUUGGCCCACGAUGUCUGUGCCGAACAUGAUGCCGAAUUAAACUAAAUCUCUUCUGCCUGCACAAGAUCCGUAUCCCUCCAUUCCCUGCGUAUCCAUGUGUCUGUCUAACAGCCUCUUAAACACCUCUAUUGUAUCUCCCACCACCGCCACCCCUGGCAGCGCAUUCCAGGCACCCACCGCUCUCUGUGUAAAAAAUUCCUGCCCCAGACAUCUCCUUUAAACUUUCCUCCCCUCACCUUAAAUGCUCAUCCUCUAGUACUUGAUAUUUCCACCCUGGGAAACAGAUUCUAACUCUCCGCUCUAUCUGUGCCACUCAUCAUUUUAUAAACUUCUAUCAGGUCUCCCCUCAGCCUCCAACGCUCCAGAGAAAAUAACCCAGGUUCAUCCAACCUCUCCUCAUAGCUCAUACCCUCUAAUCCAGGCAGCAUCCUGGUAAACUUCUUCUGCACCCUCUCCAAAGCCUCCACAUCCUUCCCGUAAUGGGGCGACCAGAACUGCACAUAGUACAUAGAACAUAAAACAGUACAGCACAAUACAGGCCCUUCGGCCCACAAUGUUCUGCCGACCUUUAAACCUCACCUAAGACUAUCUAACCCCUUCCUCCCACAUAUCCCUCUAUUUUAAAUUCCUCCAUAUGCUUAUCUAGUCAUCUCUUGAAUUUGACCAAUGUACCUGCCUCCACCACCACCCCAGGCAGCACAUUCCACGCCCCAACCACUCUCUGGGUAAAAAAUCUUCCUCUGAUAUCCCCCUUGAACUUCCCACCCAUUACUUUAAAGCCAUGCCCUCUUGUAUUUGAGCAUUGGUGCCCUGGGAAAGAGGCACUGGCUGUUUACUCUGGCUAUUGCUCUUAAUAUUUUGUACAUGUCUCCUCUCAUUCUCCUUUUCUCCAAAGAGUAACGCCCUAGCUCCGUUAGUCUCUCCUCAUAAUGCAUCCUCUCUAAACCAGGCAGCAUCCUGGUAAAUCUCCUCUGCACCCUUUCCAACGCUUCCACAUCCUUCCUAUAAUGAGACGACCAGAACUGGACACAGUUUUGGUACGUUGGUCCUGCCUAACCAAAAUUUUAUGUCACUACAUGACUUCCUGACACUCAGUGUCCCGACCGACGAAGGCAGGCAUGCCAUAAGCCUUAUCACCCUAUCGACUUGCAUGACCACCUUCAGGGAGCAAUAGACCUGGACCCCAAGAUCCCUCUGUACGUCAACAAAACAGAGUAUUCAGAAACAACUUGUUUUCAUUAUCGCCCAAUUUACAAAAAAAAUAAAGGUUUUACAAGCAUAUAAGGAUUACAGGUAGAAGCAACUGGUGCUGAGAACGAAUGAGAAAUCUCUUGUUAUUCACCUCACUGUCAGUGUGGCUUUUAGAGACACCUGCUCUAACCUGGCCUGUGAUUGGGUCUUCUGCAGGCCUUAACAGGGCAGGACACACCAGAGUGAGGGAGGAGUGUUCACUGAGGCAAGCAACCACGCUUUGGACUGCCUCCCCCAUUUAUUGCCUCUCAUAAUCUUAUAAACCUCUAUCAGGUCUCACCUCAGCCUCUCCGGCUCCAGAGAAAACAACCCAAGUUUGUCCAACCUCUCCUUAUAACACAUGCCCUCUAAUCCAGGCAGCAUCCUGGUGAACCUCUUCUGCACCCUCUUCAAACCCUCAACACCUUUCCUGUAAUGGGGUGAUCAGAACUGAAUGCAAUACUCCAGAUGUGGCCUAACCAGAGUUUAACUGAAACAUAACUCCCUGACUCUUGAACUCAAUGCCUUGACUAGUAAAGGCAAGCAUGCCGUACGCUGUCUGUACCACCCUGUCAACCUGUGCAGCCACUUUCAGGGAGCUAUGGACUUGGUCCCCAAGGUCCCUCUGUACAUCAAAGAUACCUCUGUACACACCCUUCCUGUAAUGGAGCAACCUGAACUGCUCACAACUUGCACAGAAUUGCAGUGAAGUGUCAGCGCGGAGUUUUGAGCUCAGUUCUUUGCCUGAGAAGUACCCGUUUGAUCUCGGUUUACAAAAUGGCUUGUUUGGUUCAAGUAUUCAGGAGAAGCGAUGGCCUUAAAAUAAAGAACUGGCCUUUUUAA
Pristis pectinata (smalltooth sawfish) is the source of this 9445-nucleotide messenger RNA. RefSeq names its product ral guanine nucleotide dissociation stimulator-like. The record is from RefSeq and is a predicted model, not a curated record. The transcript is spliced from 18 exons. NCBI's taxonomy places the organism in Eukaryota, Metazoa, Chordata, Chondrichthyes, Rhinopristiformes, Pristidae. Gene Ontology annotation, molecular function: guanyl-nucleotide exchange factor activity. The coding region runs from base 426 to 2723 and encodes 765 amino acids. Gene Ontology annotation, cellular component: plasma membrane. Gene Ontology annotation, biological process: Ras protein signal transduction; positive regulation of GTPase activity.